UGUGAUGCCCGCGCCGUCAGGACACCCUCUUCCCGCGCCGCCUAACCCUAGCCUCUUAACAAUCGAGGGCGAAGACGUGCCGGAGAAGAAAUAUCUUGCAGCCGUUCGCGAAUCUUCAGCAAAUCCAGUCAUCCCGGAUAAGCUACACGAAGGCAGCAUGGAGUCCGAUAAAAUUCUGCAGAGGACAAGUUCUCUGCUUCAGAACAAAGCCUUCACAGAUGUGACCUUCAUCGUGGGACCGCCGUCGGCGUCGAAGAAAUAUGUGGGUCACCGUGUGCUACUGGCUAUGACCAGCCCAGUGUUCGAAGCCAUGUUUUAUGGCGAUAUGGCCGAUAAGUCUAAGGUGAUACGAAUAUCGGAUAUAGCGCCAAUUGGUUUUGAGAAUCUACUUCGUUACGCGUACACUGAUAAUUUAAAGUUGGAGACUGUUGAUGACGCAAUGCUGACUGCCUUUGCUGCCAAGAAAUACAUUCUACCUCACCUACUAAAGGACUGCUUCACCUUCAUAGAAAAAAAUGUAACCCCAGCGACUGUCUGCCAGGUGUUCGAGUUUGCAUCGCUGAUGGAAGCGUACACUCUCAUAUAUCAGUGUCUAAACAUAAUUGAUAGACAGACCUACCACGUUUUGACAUCUGAAAAUUUCGUCAGUGUUCAGGCGACGACGCUGGAGACAAUUGUGCAUCGUAAAUACCUCAAUCUGUACUCGGAAUAUGCCCUAUAUCAAGCUGCAGUUCAAUGGGCCACCGAGGAGUGCAACAGACGUGGUCUCGAUAAGUCAGAAAUCGAAAAUGUUCGGGUGUGUAUGGGGGACACAGUCAUUUCUCAGAUUCGCUUCCUUGCAUUGAGCCCCGAAGAAUUCACAAAAGGUCCAGCUCGAUCAGGUCUUCUUUCACGUGAUGAGUGUUACGCUGUAUUCAUGAACAUGGCUAUACCCGGUAUUGUCAAUCUCCCCAAGGGUAUCAGUCCGGAGGGUACAAAACGCCUAAGUCCCCCGGAGAAUUUCACGGCCCGGCGUUAUCAGGCCGUCUCGUUCCACCCGCCGUCACGGCCUGUCCGUUUUAUAGGCCUGCGAUUCACUGUUUUGACAAGAGACAUCUUCAUCACCGGACUCGGAUUUCCACUUCGUCAGGACCUCGGAUCGUACAGCGUACGCACCCACAAGUAUGACGGCAUGCUUCGCUGCAGCUACCGAAUUCAGGAGGAUCGCCGUGAACGUGAAGAAUGCGAAGUGGCGUUCACGCUGUCAAAAGACAAGGAUGUUAAACUUAAACUUACUCGGCCCUUUUUCAUUAGAAAGGGUCUGGAGUACGAGUUAGAACUGCAACUCAGCCAUCUGGUCAGCGAUGAUGUCAUCAUUCCUUCACUGAAAAACCGUCGUAAGGAGGAUAUCGUCGAAGGUGUGACGAUAGCGUUUGGACAGUAUCAAAGACCUCAUAUGAAUAACGUGAUCGAAAUGCUGGAAAUUUCGGAUCUGCUCUUCUACUUUUGAACAAUCUCUGAUGCCUGUCAGUUCAAUGUACGUUACGAUGUAACAUCGUAAGUUAUACGCAUUGGAAUUAUUAUCAUUGUCUACGCACAGCGACGCUGAACCACUGCGUUGACUAGCGACUUGUUCUGAUAAUUUUCUAUUGACGUCGAUAUCAAGAAAGAUUAUCAUACAUAUCUAUCGGAUAUUUCGGAUCGGUCGGUCGGUCGGUCGUUCAUUCAUUUGAAACUUGUCGUAUUAGUGCGGGUUUUUUCCUUACUUGCCGAUAUUGGAAAUCCCCUAAUGUGUAUCGCCUAAACUGACUGCGUGAGAGCUUACCGAUGCGGUGGAAACCCUUCUUGCUUUUUUUUUUGUAAAUGUAGAACAUUUGAUUAAUAACAGCUCUGGCUGAAUAACAGCGCAUUUUGAUUUUUUUUCCGUUGAUUGAAUAUGAAUUAUGUUUCUUUUAGCGAUCAGCUAAAACCUUCAGGCAGUCUUUAAGUGAAAGGAAACACAAUUAUAUUGGUCGCCCUAAUAAAUUAUACAGUAACACUGCCUAAAACUCGGAAUCUGCCACCAUGUAUUAAGCAUUCGAACUAUGUACAUGGAAAUAAUGCGUACGUAAAAUGGUACUGAAAAACAGGACAUAUGAGUGAACGUGCAGGUUGGACUUGGAUCACUGAUGGACAAAAAACAUCGAAACAACGCUAUAUCCUAUUAGUCGUAAUUAGCAGUAGUUUGAGCGGGAACUACUUCAAUCAUGGCAUCUGCUUCAACAGAAGGUAUCAUAUAAAAGUAGGAUGAAUUUUGCAGCUGUACGAUAGAAGGCGCAUCUGAUCUUUCCCUAAAAUAAUGACUAUAUUAUUGCGUCGGUAGGAAGUUCAACGUGGGAGUAUCUAAAAAUCAAUGACCCGACCAAUGCAUGCAAGAGAACUUUGUCCGUAUAUGUCAACCGCCCCCCUGCCCGCCGUUAGUGGAUCGGCGCCCCCUAUAACUGGGGUUGAAUGGCCCACGUUUGAAUAUAGUGUAGCACCCAUUUUAUAUGGAGUCGUUGCAUCGAAACGUUUCGACACAUGGCAAAUUUGCUUAUCUGACACGUUAGACCCUAUUCGUAUCAAAAAUGGUGCAUGAUUAACCUUAACGAAACAAGAAGAAACAAUCUACUGGUCUUCCAUAUUGACGAGCUACGUGCAAUAAUAUUCAUAUUGAAAAUAGUGGAUGGCUGGCGUUUUUUUGCUAAAACAAACGUCUGUUUGCUGCCGAACGGUACUUGCCAACUAACAGCAGCGAUUUAUAAGGAUUGUGUAUGUCUGAAAUCAGUUUUCCUUCAUGUUCCUCGUUAAAAUCUAAUAAUAUAAUCCAUGUAAACGUCUAACGGCUAAGUUUGUCACACUCUUUUUUUUUCUUUUUUAAUUUUCCUGCAACCGACAAUUUACUUGAGAGCCAUCAAUGAUAAACCAAUAAAAGGUAAAAGAUUUAGUAUGUAAUGUAUUAGGCAUCCUGCCACAUUGACGAGAUUAACGUUUCGAUCUAAUGGUUCAAUGUGUAUUGCAGAGAAUGCUAGGCCGUCGAGGAUUUUACCUGUUGUAUUGUUCGUUGAGACAACAAUAUUUCUAAUAUUCAGUGUAAUCCUUCUACAUCCUAGACAUUGCUAAGCUCUUCUGCAAUGAAUGAGCUAAGUGAGCGUGAUAAUGUCAGACACCGAGUAAUUGUAGGCACAGGUAGGCGUGUGUAAAAGGUUUACAAUUUUCGCUUUCAAUUAAAAAAAUCCCGUAUGUAUAGAGGCGCACCUAUUUCAGCAUCCAAACGCCCCUUAGCCUACAUUCUCCUGGAACUAAUCCGUAUAAUUUUUUGCUUAUAAACCGUUCUAUGUUAAAUGAAAAGAAAGGUGCAAUGUGUAUCAAGCAUAAACUCGUCCAGUUAUCCUCGAAACAAAAAUUCGAUCUUUACCUAAUUCUUAUAUCUAUCUUAUAUGUCUUAUUUGAUACCUCAACAAACGAGGGUGCAUCUCCUCUCGCAAGGGCAGGGGUAGCAUCCUAUGUAUCCAUAACUACAAUAUAUAUAUAUAUAUAUAUAUAUUAUAGUAUAUAUAUAUAUAUAUUAUGUGUGUAUAUAUAUAUAAUAUUAGAUAUAUAAUAAUUAGUUAACUAAUAAACAUGAUUAUAGCAGCACAGUGAUCGUUUGGUUCUAAUAACAUGACCCCGUACAGCCUUUAUUCUGUGAAGGUUUCGACAGAACCAACCAGAAUGCAAAAUAAGUUACAUUUCUUAAAAGAAAAAAAGAAGCAUUUUUAAAUCCGAGGAUAAUAAUUAUAUGCGUCAAUUCGGAGAGGCUAUUGCCAGUCAGUUAUGAGUAAAUGUUUGGUUGACUUUUCCGUUUCAAAUAAAUUACACCAAGGGGCAAUUGUAAUAUUAUACCGGUCAGAGGCAAAUACGAGGAUGUGUUCAGGAACUUUCGGACCAGACGGAAAUCGCUUAUGGUUUCCAACUAAGCUUCAUAACGAAGCCCAAACUGGAUACGGGUCUUCUUCAUCCUCUCGGACGGUAGUUGGCUAACGCCAAAUGUACAGUUCUGUGCCCCUUUCUCCAGGCCGCAUACAUUGAGACCCCAGUAAUACAAUCAAUGGCUUUGUAUCAUCCGAUGUUUGAGUCGCCUCGGGACAAACGCGCACAGACGUCGUUUCGACGCAAACUACACAGAGGCAUAAUAUUUGCGAUAUGCAAAUAAAUUAAGAAGUGAUAAAGAGACUUUAAGAAAAAGGCAGCAUAAAUCCAUAAAAGUUGUAGCCGAUAAAUAAGAAUAUCGAUGGGAAACAGGUUAAAAUGUCCUUCGUGUAGAAGGCCCGUUUAUAUUCUCAAGCACUGCCAUUACGGUCGAAAAGCAUAGGUAAUUGCGUAUUGCCUACAGAUAUUCAUACACGGCAGAGUACAUAAGGGAUACGUUGGAAGCGUUCUUUUUUGCAAAAGAAAAAAUUCUUUCAACAGUACGUGAGUACUGACCCCCUCUCUGGAACUCGCAGUGGAUCAUUGAGAUGCUGAAACGAUGACGGCUAUAGAUAAUCGAAUGGAGUUAAGCACACACUAAUAGACGUAAUACGCGUUAAAUUGCUAAUAUCUAUGGAAUAAACAGCGAUUAGGUACGCAAAUAAAAGCAACUGGUGCCGUUCUUGACUUAUUGCUUGUUGUUAUUAUGAAAUCUGGUUGUUUCUAUUUCGAAACGAUAAUUUUGUAAAUAGGACCGCAUAUUCUUAGGCUAAAUCACAUAUUCAUAUUUUCAACUGAAGUAGGCCGCCUUUUUUAAUUUGACCAAAGAGGUAUUUCCUAUAUCCUCCAGACCACCCAACUUUUCCUCUACGAGGAUUAUAGGUCCCUUUGCAGAUAAGUUAUAUUAAUAUUACAGGAAUAAGUUGUAUAUAUAUAAUUUCUU
This is a messenger RNA of Varroa destructor (honeybee mite), 4891 nucleotides long. Its product is annotated as BTB/POZ domain-containing protein 6-B-like. Gene Ontology annotation, cellular component: cytosol. Gene Ontology annotation, biological process: neurogenesis. NCBI's taxonomy places the organism in Eukaryota, Metazoa, Arthropoda, Arachnida, Mesostigmata, Varroidae. Gene Ontology annotation, molecular function: protein binding. The record is from RefSeq and is a predicted model, not a curated record.